UUCUCAGGUAUGGAUGAAGACAAGGAGGAGGAGGAGGAUGAAGAAAGUAGGGGGCGUGUACUUAAUAGUCUCUCCCACGUUGCGUAGCGUGGAAAUGUGACGUGUGGGAGCCGCGGAGAGAGCGAAUGUAUGCAUGUUGUGUUUGUUGUGUGUGUGACAGUGAGUUCCACAGCGGGAAAGUGCCCGCGGCUUACCCCACUUUGGGCUCUUCGUCUCCCGCCAGGACCAGCCGGGGACUUCACCACCACCAGGUCUGGACUCCUGGAAGUGCAACAAAAGUCCCGUCAUUGGGGUUGUGAGCGAUGCACUGGCAGCAUGGCCAAGUGGUUCAAGGAGCACCUCGGAUUCAAAACUACCAAAGCACCCCCUCCGGCGCCUCCGAAGCCGGACUACCGACACUGCCUUACCGGUGUGCCCGGUGCGCCUGGCUUCCAAGCGGCCAUCUCCGGAGCUACUUUCCCCGCUCAGCCGGACAUUCUGGCCGCCUACAAACUGCAAAAGGAGCUGGACUUCGAGGACCCGUACACUCCCGGCGGAAAUGUGGCGUUUGGCUGCGGCAGCGUGAACGCCGUGGGGGCGCAGGAUAUCAAGUACGUGUCGCCGAAGCACCGUCUCAUCAAGGUGGAGACGGUGGAAAAGAACAGUCCGGCUUCCGGCGGAGGUGUCACGGUCACUCAGGCUGUCGCCUUGGGGAGCGUGAAGUCUCCCACCUCGCCUCCUACGGAGCAGGACAGCAAGGAGAAGCUCAUUAUCCUGGAAGACUACGCUGACCCUUUUGACGCAGAGCAGGCCGGCGGCGUACAGAUUACGACGGAAAAAGUGACGACGGAGAACGACGGCUAUAUGGAACCCUAUGAGGCCCAGAAGAUGAUGGCAGAAAUCCGAUCUAACAGCCGAGGUCCUAAGGACGGCGCCUCCAAGCAGCUGCCCCUCUACGACACACCGUACGAGCCCACCGAGAACGGUGGGGACUCUGACCCCGAGCGCUCACGCUGCCCCCGAGAGAGCCGACUGCCCCAGGACGACGAGCGACCCCCCGAGGAGUACGACCAGCCCUGGGAGUGGAAGAAAGAGAGGAUUUCCAAAGCUUUUGCAGCUCUGCUUUGUUAUGACUGCAUUAGCUACGAGGGCUCAAUAAAUGGCACUGGAUCACUUCCCCACAGAAGAAAGGACUGCAACUCUAAAUCCCCCACAGUAGAGAUUAAAGUGAUCAAGGACCUUCCGUGGCCCCCUCCUGUGGGGCAGCUCAACACCAGCCCUCCCCCAGUGCUGGUGGAGGAGGAGCAGGAGUCGCCCUCCCAGAACACUCAGCCCUCGCCUGGACAGACAAGCAGUGAGCAGCAGCACCAGGUCCAGUUUGACGGCGUGGAGAAGCCCCGAAUGUCGCCCACCAAGGAAGGGAAAGCUCGCCCACUACAGCGGCACUCCAGCGGCUGCUUGGUGAACACCAAAAUGACGUCGGCGGACCAGUCCAGCACCUCGUCCCUCGGGGAACGCAUCGAUCCCAGCAUGCCCUUGGAGAGCCAGUUUUGGUACCAUGGCGCUAUCAGUCGGACGGAUGCCGAAUGCCUGCUAAGGCUGUGCAAGGAGGCAAGCUACCUGGUGAGGAACAGCGAAACGAGCAAGAACGACUACUCCCUCUCACUCAAGAGCAGCCAGGGCUUCAUGCACAUGAAGCUGUCCAGGACCAAAGAGAACAAGUACGUCCUGGGCCAGAACAGCUGCCCCUUCGACAGCGUGCCCGACAUCAUCCAUUUCUACUCCAGUCGUAAGCUGCCCAUCAAGGGGGCCGAGCACAUGUCCCUGCUGUACCCCGUGGCCAUCAGGACACUAUAGUGCCAUCGGUCCCAAAGAAGUCACCUUUUGGGCUCACACACGGAAAGGGAAAUCCCAAACUGCUGAUUCUGACUCAUCUCACUGGCCGAUGGAUGCUGACUUUGGUGGAUUUAUUUGAUGUUAUUUAUGAUAGACACCCGCUUAACGGCACGGACCUCCACCAAGACGAAACCCAACGUUUGUCACGACUUGUCAUUUUUUCCAGAAGUUUGCAAAAGGGAGACGUCACAUAUGUUCGUGUUUGAGGGAGUGUAGUCCUGUCCUGACAAGGUCUGUACGCGGUUAUCUUUUUCACGUCAUGGUCAAUAUUGUCUGCCAUCCGUCACCAAGGGGGUGGCGUGUCACGCCAAUGACAGCGAAAGUGGCGAGAUGGACCGGAGAGCAUCAUGAUGGAUGGACCGAGCCGUCCGGCAUCAUACAAUCGGCUGAGGCUGGAAACACACCCAACUGUUAACCUCCGACCUUUCCCUACCGCCGCCCCACCCAGAGCGCCUUGUGCAUCGGGAGAAUGAAACGCCUGCAUUGUCUACCUCAGAAAAUCAAUGUCGUUCUGUCUGCGGAUCAAUAGGUACAAUGGGAUGGCCCGCAUCAAUCCACUCUCGCCUUGACAUUCCCAAUUUCCUUAAAGUCGCAUCAUUCAUUUAGGAUUUUCUGAAAAGAAAAAAAAAAAGGACAAUUUAAGGCUGCCUUUAGUGUGUUUUAGUCACAAUGCUGUGUGAUGUCAGUAGCCUUACAAUGCAUGGGUCAGUCAGAUCAGCUGGUGUUCAAUUCUCCUUUUAAAAAGACCCAAUCCUUGACUGUAAUUUAUUGGGGGCGAAUUAGUGCCGACGUGUGGGCGGCAGCUCCCCUUUUUCCGCCCUUCUUGUGAGUCCCCAUGCGACGCUUCUACUAUGUGGUGCUCUACCUGUUUUUUGUUCUUGUCUGCUUGUCAAGCCUUGGCUAAUUGGUGCUGACCAAUCACAACGCAGCCUGUUGGAACCCGACCCUUCAUCACCAGUACAUGUGCAGAUGUGUGCCCCACAUGUUGUGACCACUACAAGACUAACUAAGAAAAACAAGUGACAGUCCCGCUUUGAACCACUUCAGAACACCUAUUUUUGGUUUUGCUCACUGAGCUUUCUUGAUUUAGGAUGGGAAAUGUCACGUGUACUAGUGCCAUUAAAGUAGUCAAAGACAGGUUUUAUCUUCUGAAGGCUGUUUGAUUUGAUAAGAAUUAUUGUGUCAAUCUGUUUAAGGCUUAACUAUUUUCACGCAAAAACAGUGGAGGUUGACCAGGGACAAUCUUCCACAGUUAUCAUCAAACCAAGAAGUAACCUACCAGCUAAAAAAAAAAGAACAUCCCAGGAAGGGCCCCGCUAACUAACAAUUAGACAAACCAGUAGCCCGGGCUACUUGCUAGCAAACAUAAACCAUUUAUUUGUAAGUUAACUCCCAAACAAAAAAAGCAGCAAGUAGCAUAUUGGCUACACAAUGGACAUGACAUAGCAAAUCUGCUUACAUUUAAAAAAAAUAAAAAAAACAACUGGAAAAAGACUACAAGCUAACAAACAAGGAGCAAGCCUGCUAACUAACAAACCAGGACGUAGCUCGCUAGCUAGUAAACAGACAAACCAAGAAAUAAUGUACUCACAAUUAAACAAACCAGGAAGUAGACUACAAGCUAGCGCAAACAAAAAAGGAGAUAUCCUGCUAAAAACACACCAGGAAGUAGACUACUAGCUAAAAACAAACAAACAUAAUAAACCGAAGGUACCAGGAAGUAUACUGCUAACUAACAUUUCAACAAAUGUUGUCUACUAAAUAGCAAACGUACUGUAAACCAUUAAGUGUUACGUUAACUCCCAAACAAAAUGGACAACCCAGGAAAUAAUCUGCUAAAAAUUAGACAAAUCACGAAGUAGAAUACAAACACAAAUUAAAAAGUAGUCUAACAAACACACCAGGGAAUAUCUUGUAAACAUUUCAACAAACCAGUGAAUUGUCUACUGUAGCUAGCAAACAAAAACAAUAAUUUGUAUGUUAACUCCCAAAGAGAACAGGUAGCCAACAAACACACAAACUCGGAGGUAGCCUGCUAACUAUCAACAAAGCAGCAAGAAGCCUACUAGCUAGUUAAUGGACAAACCGGGUAAUAAUCUGUUCACAGUUAGACACACCAGGAAGUAGACUACAAGCUAACAAACACAAACAAGGAGGUAGCCUACUAAUUAAUAAAUGACCAAACCAGGAAAUAAUCUGCUCACAGUUAGAACCACAAAGAGUUAGACUAAAAGCUAGCAAACACACUUUAGGAAGUACCGUAUUUUUCGGACUAUAAGUCGCAGUUUUUUUCAUAGUUUGGCCGGGUGUGCGACUUAUACUCAGGAGCGACUUAUGUGUGAAAUUAUUAACACAUUACCGUUAAAUAUCAAAUAAUAUUAUUUAGCUCAUUCACGUAAGAGACUAGACAUAUAAGAUUUAAUCGGAUUUAGCGAUUAGGAGUGACAGAUUGUUUGGUAAAUGUAUAUCAUGUUCUAUAUGUUAUAGUUAUUUGAAUGACUCUUACCAUAAUAUGUUACGUUAACAUACCAGGCACGUUCUCAGUUGGUUAUUUAUGCGUCAUAUAACAUACACUUAUUCAGCCUGUUGUUCACUAUUCUUUAUUUAUUUUGAAUUGCCUUUCAAAUGUCUAUUACUGGUGUUGGGUUUUAUCAAAUAAAUAUUCCCCAAAAAUGCGACUCAUAGUCCAGUGCGACUUAUAUGUUUUUUUCCUUCUUUAUCAUGCAUUUUCGGCCGGUGCGACUUAUACUCCGGAGCGACUUAUACUUAGAAAAAUAUGUUAUCUUACUUACAAACACACCAGGAAUUAGCUUGCUAACAAACGCACCAGGAAGUAGCCUAUGAGCAAAAAAACCCCCCAAAAAACGAAGAUACCAGAAAGUAUACUGCUAACCAACAAUUAGACAAGAUAGCAAAUAUAUAAGUAGCCUACAAUGUAGUAAAUGGACAAACCGGGAAAUAAUCUGCUCAGUUAAACAAACCAGGAAGUCAACUAUAGACUAACAAACACAAAUUAAGAAGUAGCCUGCUAACAAACACACCAGGAAGUAUCCUACUAGCUUAAAAAAAUUGAACACACCACAUAGUAUACUGUUAACUAAUAAUUAGACAAACCAGUAAGUUGUCUAUUAGCUAGCAAAUAUAAACCAUUAAGUAUUAUGUUAACUUCCAAAUUCCAAACCCGGUAAUAGCCUGCUAACUAACAAUCAAACCAGGAAGUCGCCUACUAGCUAGUAAAUGGACAAACCAGGGAAUAAUCCGCUCAUAAUUAGACUAACCAGGAAAUAGACUACUUGCAAGUGACUGCGAGUUACCUACAUUUUGCUGUAAGUACCGUAUUUUUCGGACUAUAAGUCGCAGUUUUUUUCAUAGUUUGGCCGGGGGUGUGACUUAUACUCAGGAGCGACUUAUGUGUGAAAUUAUUAACACAUUACCGUAAAAUAUCAAAUUAUAUUAUUUAGCUCAUUCACGUAAGAGACUAGACGUAUAAGAUUUCAUGGGAUUUAGCGAUUAGGAGUGACGGAUUGUUUGGUAAACGUAUAGCAUGUUCUAUAUGUUAUAGUUAUUUGAAUGACUCUUACCAUAAUAUGUUACGUUAACAUACCAACGUUCUCAGUUGGUUAUUUAUGCCUCAUAUAACGUACACUUAUUCAGCCUGUUGUUCACUAUUCUUUAUUUAUUUUAAAUUGCCUUUCAAAUGUCUAUUCUUGGUGUUGGGUUUUAUCAAAUAAAUUUCCCCCAAAAAAUGCAAUUUAUACUCCAGUGCGACUUAUGUUUUUUUCCUUCUUUAUUAUGCAUUUUCGGCCGGUGCGACUUAUACUCCGAAAAAUAUGGUAGUUUACUACUUGUAAACAAAGCAAAUAAUAAACACACAAACUAGGAAGUUAAAUCAAACCGAAUAAUAACCUGCUAACUAAUUAACACACCAGGAAGUAGCUUUCUAGCUAAUACGCAGUGGGCACCAGUUAUAAAAAUGGAAUAUCUUAAUGUUGGCUUUAACUUUAUGUGUGGUAUCAGUUGCAAUGUAAAAGUGUCGAUUACAUUUUUUUGAAAAAAAGCAAUGAGUCAAGUUGCUUGGUGAGCAAAUCCAAGACAGUUAGCGAAGUUUAGGCAAUGAGUAAGUGAGCGUUAGGUAGGACCCACCAUUGUGUGCUAUGCAACUGCUGUGGUCGAAGGAGGGCAACAAGACUGGUGUUUAAAUAUGGUACCAAACACGGUGAGCAGAACCACCUACUUGCUAUGAAGCGAGACACGUCGCACCAAGAGGACGUCGCUGCAGCCUUACCAGGACAUUGUUCUUUCAAUCGAAUGGACCUAGGAGAGAGAAGACAAGCAAAGAUGUUUAAAUGUUGUCGUGGGAAUACGCUCGUUUGUUAUUUGAAAUACUGCUGCUGACGAGUGUUAUUGUACUUCAGCUAGGAGAGGCCUUAGGUGUUCCAAAAGGAGGAAUAAACGGAAAGACUGCAAUCAGAAAUUUGCUUACGUCUAUCAUAAGAGCAUCUCUGUCAGAAGUGUCUUAACGUACGUGUGUGUGGGUGUGUGUGUGUGUGUGUGUGUGUGUGUGUGUGUGUGUGUGUGUGUGUGUGUGUGGCAUCCCCUCAUGGCCAAAUGUAUAUACUGAAUGUAUCGUAACGGGGAGAUAUCAAAUAAAUAAAUACAUGAAGAAAUUGGGGCUUAAAGUUGAUGAGUGUGACACAUUUUGGAGAGGAUGUCAGCUGCCGUGCCCUGCCUGUAAAUAGCCGGUGGUUGCUACUUUGAGUGAAGGACG
Molecule: messenger RNA, 6643 nt
Organism: Entelurus aequoreus (snake pipefish)
Lineage: Eukaryota; Metazoa; Chordata; Actinopteri; Syngnathiformes; Syngnathidae
Product: SH2 domain-containing adapter protein F-like
Exons: 8
Coding region: 130-1836 (568 amino acids)
Molecular function (GO): phosphotyrosine residue binding
Source: RefSeq, a predicted model, not a curated record